This is a messenger RNA of Aspergillus versicolor CBS 583.65, 1383 nucleotides long. Its product is annotated as putative hydrolase, alpha/beta fold family. Lineage: Eukaryota; Fungi; Ascomycota; Eurotiomycetes; Eurotiales; Aspergillaceae. Gene Ontology annotation, molecular function: acetylesterase activity; monoacylglycerol lipase activity. The record is from RefSeq and is a predicted model, not a curated record. Bases 1 to 1383 code for a protein of 460 amino acids. The transcript has 6 exons. Gene Ontology annotation, biological process: medium-chain fatty acid catabolic process; medium-chain fatty acid biosynthetic process.
AUGGGAAUUUUAUCAUGGGCUCGCCCCAGUGGAAGAAUCUCCUUUUUUAGCUCCAAAGAAAACAACCUUUUUCUCACCAGGAAAGCCGGCAAAUCGGGUGCAAAGGAGCAGACCACACUGGCCAAGCUCUGCCGGACUGCCACGCCAAAAAGAUGUGAUCUCAAUCCUUUCCUGUUCAACGGCCAUCUGCAAACUUGCUGGACUGCAGUGAAAUUCGACAGCGUUCCUGUGUACUACAAGCGCCGCAUUUUCGAGGCGGAUAGCGUCAGGUACCAGGGGCAGUUUGCGAUUGACUUCGUCGUUGAGCCGUACGAAGCCCCCAAUGACGCCCACGCAACCGACGCGGAGAGAAAGUACACCCUGCCAUCGGGUCUCCCGGAACGGACGGCAAUGCUAUCGGAGGAGGAAUUCGCUGCGUUGCCUUCAGAAGAUACGAAGCCCAUGCUCGUGGUUCUCCAUGGUUUGAGCGGUGGCUCCCAUGAACUCUACCUCCGCCAUGUAGUCCACCCCAUGGUUGCGAACCGCGAAUGGGAAGCUUGCGUUGUGAACUCGAGAGGCUGCGCCCAAACAAAGAUCUCUACUGGUGUUCUCUACAACGCUCGUGCUACUUGGGAUGUCCGUCAGGCAGUGAAAUGGCUGCGAAAGACUUUCCCUAAUCGGCCCCUCUUUGGUAUUGGUUUCUCUCUCGGUGCAAACAUCCUGACCAACUACCUCGGCGAGGAAGGCGAUGCUUGCGAGCUGAAAGCAGCAGUUAUCUGUGCAAGCCCUUGGAAUCUGGAACUUAGCUCACAUGCUCUUCAAAGUAGCUUCAUGGGUCUACAGGUGUAUAGCAAGGUUAUGGGAACCAGUAUGAAACAGCUUUUCGAACAGCAUGCCGAAGAGGUUAUUAAGAACCCUAGGGUUGACGCAGAAGCAAUCCGGAGCAUCACUUAUUUGCACGAAUUUGACAGGGCCUUACAAUGCGCGCUGUGGGGCUAUCCUACAGAGGGCGCCUACUAUCGUGAUGCAACUUCUACCGAUUCCUUGCUCGCGAUCCGGAUCCCCUUCUUUGUGAUCCAAGCCGAGGAUGACCCAAUUGCAAGUAUCUCCGCGCUUCCUUUCCAAGAGAUUGCUCAAACGCCGUACGGCGUUAUGAUGACAACGUCCUGGGGCGGACAUCUAGGCUGGUUUGAAUUCGGCGGCGAUAGAUGGUUUGCGAAGCCGGUAACUAAUUUUUUGAAUACCAUGGCCAACGAAAUUGAUCUUAAAUCGCCUCCUGUGGUUGAGAAGCCCGAAAUGGUGCAUGGCCAAACCUCCGACACCCACAAAGAUGCCGCUAUAGAGUCCACGGCGGCAAGCUUCACUCCGAUGCAGCGUAAACUUACUCUGCCUAUUAUCAAUUAG